Messenger RNA from Microplitis mediator, 1402 nucleotides. RefSeq names its product leucine-rich repeats and immunoglobulin-like domains protein 3. The record is from RefSeq and is a predicted model, not a curated record. Gene Ontology annotation, molecular function: protein binding. NCBI's taxonomy places the organism in Eukaryota, Metazoa, Arthropoda, Insecta, Hymenoptera, Braconidae. The coding region runs from base 62 to 1402 and encodes 446 amino acids. The transcript has a single exon.
GACUAUUUUUUGGUGCAUUUCAGUUCAUUGCAUCAAUUUAAAUAUCAGCGAACCGAUUUUUAUGAAUCAUGACUGUAUUUGUGACAGAGAACAUCAAUCGGUCCUAGAUCUUUCAAAUAGUGGACUAACGCGUCUAAAAAAAUCUUUUGUGAACAGUUCUGUUAUAACGCAUGUGUACUUAACUGACAAUGAUAUUUGGGAAAUUGACGAAGGUGCAUUCGAUAGCCUGCCGAAUUUGGUUUAUUUAAAUUUGACCGGGAAUUUGAUUUCGUUUGAUCAAUUAAAUUUUGGUGAUCAGUCGGAAAUUGAAACACUGGUUCUGGAUAAUGCGAUAAGAAAUCCAGCUUAUAAAAUUUCUAAUCCUCGGAAAUCGAAUUAUCAGUGCAGUGGAGUAAAUAAUUUCAGAGUAGUAAGUGCAGAUAAGGCUAAUACGAUCGAACUUAAAAAUAAUAUGAAACUUCCGAAAUUAAAAAAGAUGUAUCUUCGUAACAAUAAUAUUGAAUCCAUAAAUGAAGAAAGUAUGGCUUCGUUAAAGGAAAUAAUGCCAAAUUUGACUCAUCUUAUUUUGGGACGGAAUCGUAUUUCAUCAGUGAGUUUUAUUAAAUUUUUACCGUCAACUGUGACGGAUUUAUUUUUACAUAAUAAUCGUAUAUCUCAAUUUGAAAGUGCAUCUUUAAAUAAUUUAAAAAUUUUGUCAUUGAAUGAAAACGAAAUAAAAAAUUUGUGUGGCAGCUAUGGAUAUUGUGAUGGAAUGACAUUAAAAAGUGCUGUAAAUUUAGAAAUUUUGUCAAUUUCAAAAGUCGGACUUAAAAAAAUAGAAUCAGAUUCAUUUGAAGAUUUAGGAAAUUUAUUAGUACUGGAUAUGUCUUUUAAUAAAAUUGAUGAAAUUCUUAAACAUACAUUUGACAAUUUGACAAAAUUAAUGAUACUAAAAUUGGAUCACAAUGAAUUAGUUCGGUUACCUGACAUUUGCGGUUCAAAAAAUUUGGAAUCAUUUUCAAUUUCACAUAACAAAAUAAAAAUAAUUGACAAAUCAAUUUCUUGUUUGUCGAAAACUAAAUUCAUGAAUCUCAGCAACAAUAUUGUGGACGAAAUAAAUUCUGAAGCAUUUAGCAGUUUUGUUGAGUUAGAAGAACUAGACCUUUCGGGAAAUAAGCUUGCGAUUUUGCCAGACAACUGGUUUCCACUCAAAUCAAAUUUGCAGUACUUGCACUUGAACAAUAACUCUUUUACAACUCUUGCAAAUAUGUCUUUGAAAAAGUCCAAAAUUUUGAGAUCUCUUAAUGUCAGGAAAAAUCCACUGAGAGUGAUAAAUAUCAAAAUUUUGAUGGAUCUUUUAGAAAAUACGAUAGUAGAUAUUGAAGAAAGAGGCUACGAGCAAUGCGUUGUCUUUAAGGGAUAG